Messenger RNA from Mytilus californianus (California mussel), 743 nucleotides. RefSeq names its product perlucin-like protein. The transcript has 6 exons. Bases 83 to 673 code for a protein of 196 amino acids. The record is from RefSeq and is a predicted model, not a curated record. Gene Ontology annotation, molecular function: signaling receptor activity. Lineage: Eukaryota; Metazoa; Mollusca; Bivalvia; Mytilida; Mytilidae.
AGUUGCAUAGUUCCUAUAUCAUAAACCAAUAUUCAGUAGCAGCGUUAUAACUUUACAUCAAAUACCAAAAAGUUUUUACAGGAUGUCCCUUUCUGUAAUUCUGGUUCUAUGUUGUAUAUCUGUGAUCGAGUCGAAAACAUGUGACAGAUCCAAAGAGAGAUCAAUGAUAUCUGAAAUGCGGUCAUUACUUGAGGCCUUCGAAAACAAGAUAAACGACAAUUCUUGCAAGUGCACGUCUAACCAAGAAGAGUGUCCAGCCGGUUGGAAGAAAUACAAGAAUCACUGCUACUUUUUUUCACCUGACGCAAAAACAUGGCAUGAUGCUGCCAAACAAUGUAAAAAUAUGAGAGGUUACCUCGUGAAGAUUACAGACUCAGCAGAAAACUCGUGGGUUGUUGACAUGAUUACUAAAUCGGUUAAGCACCAUUAUGGCUCUUGGAUGGGAAUGGCAGACUUCAAGACAGAAGGAGACUGGAGAUGGGUUCAUGACUCUUCUAAGGUUCGUUAUUCCCAGUGGUAUCCAGGACAACCAGACAAUUACGGAGGAGAAGACUGUGGCCAUUUUUGGUCCGCCGUUAAGUAUAAAUGGAAUGAUGCACCAUGCCACCUAGAUAGAAUGGGGUACAUCUGUGAGUGUUCACAUGGACCGAACUGCCGUCCCUUCAAUGAAUGAGAGAGAAACAAGCAGCCACUAGAAGACAGAUAUAUUGUUCACUUCAUUAAAGAAAUCUAAACAGAAAGAA